Messenger RNA from Carassius auratus (goldfish), 4061 nucleotides. RefSeq lists its product as uncharacterized. The transcript is spliced from 2 exons. The coding region runs from base 489 to 4061 and encodes 1190 amino acids. Gene Ontology annotation, molecular function: nucleic acid binding; zinc ion binding. The record is from RefSeq and is a predicted model, not a curated record. NCBI's taxonomy places the organism in Eukaryota, Metazoa, Chordata, Actinopteri, Cypriniformes, Cyprinidae.
UAGUUUCCAGGAUUUAUAUAUUAUUCUUAUAUUAUUUAAUUAUAUCCUUUCUUAAUAUUAGUCAACUGUUUGUUAUAUUUUGUAGUGUUAUUUUACACUCAAUAAGUUAUUUAACCGAUAGAGACUUUUAUUUUGAAAGGCGGCUUGACGGAAGUGCUCAGGGCCCGCUCAUGCACAGAGAGCGCGGAAUACGGAGAAAGAGAGCGCGCAAAGACGGAGACUGCACACGGCGUUAGGAAUUAAGGACACUUUUAAGUGAAUUUAUGCAUCAGAUUGUUGUUUUAUUUUCAGUAUUUUGUUUGCUUUGAGUUUGUUGCUUGACACCUGGUUGGAAAGGAGAACAAGCUCUUACGGUGUUGUGAAGUCUAUAAGGACAAUAAACACAAAAGGAAAGACCGUACAACAUCAGUGAAUGAGUUAAAUCCUUUAUUCUUCAACCGGGCUGUUACAGUAAGAGCUUGCCCUUUUGAUUCCAUUUGCUGAUGUAAAUGAUGACAGACAAAGGAUCAAAUUUGUGCACUCCUGUGAAGGAAAUUGAAGUAUUAAACGCUGCACAAAACAAGGAAACAGAUGAUGAGAUAGAAGAUCGAUCUGAAGUUGAAAAGAGAAAUGAAGUACGUCGCUCUGUCCGUGAACGAGUUCCAACAGAAAAGAUGCUUGCAUAUCAAAGAGAGGAGUCAGAAAAGGCAGAAAAAAGGCUUAUGCAUGCAUAUGAAAAAUGGAAGGAUGAGGCUCGAAAGGCAAGAGGGCUGCUGAAAACAGACAUCACUGAAAGCCAAUUAGCGUCAAUUAUAGACAUAUUGGAAAAUGAAAGAGAAACUGUAAUGAAUGCAUACAUAAAGGUUCGAAGUUAUGCAACGCCACCCACUGAUACAAGGAGAAGAAUUGAUGCUUGCGAUGCCGUGACAAAGGAUAUUGUUAAGAUUGCUUAUGAGAGGAUCUCAGGUGUGGAUGGAGACUUUGACAGUGAGCAAGUAAAGGGGCGUCUUCGUGAACUGCUUGAUCGAGAUUAUGCUCGCUCCAUCUAUGGUUCUACGGUCUCACAUAUCAGCUCAAAGUCGAGUACGCCCAUAAGUCAACCUUCAGUGAACUCCAUCCUGAUGGCUAAGCGAAUAGAGGCAGCAGCAGAGCUUGCAGCAAAGGAAGCAGAAUAUGCAACAAUAAUGGAGGAAAAGGAACAAAGGGAAAAAAUACAACUUCUAGAAGAGAAGCAAAGGAAAGAAUUGGAUGCUCAAAGGAGUGAGUUUGAAAGAUUACAAGCAGUGAAAGAGGUAAGAGCUGCUAAAGCAAGACUAGAAGUGUAUGACAAGGAAGAAACCACUCACUCUACUAACCAAAAUGACGAGCUGCUACAGCCUGUAAGCAUUUACACACACAAACCUGUGUAUUCAUCCUCAGUUAAGCCAACACUCAAUGAAAGGGUUUCAUCGCCAACACCCAAUGUGGAUGUGUCUUACCUUGCACAAGCUGUCCAAGACAGUAUAACGUUAAACAGACUUCCUAUGCCAGAGCCCACUGUUUUUACUGGUGACCCAAUUCACUUCAUAGAGUGGAAAGCUUCAUUCCAAUCACUCAUCGACAAAAGACAUAUUUCCUCAGCAGAUAAGUUAUACUAUUUGAAGAAGUAUAUUGCUGGGUCUGCUCUGAAAACCUUAGAAGGCAUCUUUUACAGAAACGAUGAGGAAGCUUACAAGGAUGCAUGGAAAAGACUUCAAGAUCGAUAUGGACAGCCAUUCACGAUUCAAAGAGCAUUUCGAGAGAAACUUGCAAACUGGCCCAGAAUCCAGCCUAAGGACUCAGAAGGUCUCCGAAAUUUCUCAGAUUUCCUGACCACAUGUAAGGACGCUAUGCCUCAUGUGAAGGGACUGGAAAUACUGAAUGACUGUGAGGAGAAUAGGAAACUUGUGAGCAAAAUUCCUGAUUGGGCGGCUGCCCGCUGGAAUCGCCAAGCCACACAAACACUGAGUGAGACACAAGAUUUCCCAUCUUUCCAAGAUUUUGCACAUUUCAUGUCCAUUGAGGCUGAGGUGGCCUGCAACCCAGUCACUUCCUUUCAUGCCCUUCACGUUUCUGAAGCUAAUAAGGAGAAACAUAAUCUUAAGGUUAGUAAGAACAAGGCCAGUGUUUUCCAUACGAAGUUAGUCACACAGCAUGAGAAUCCAAAGCUCACUAGUAAAAUCACUAAACCAUGUUUGUUCUGUCAAGGUAGUGAACAUCAAAUUCAUGAUUGCUCUAAAUUCACUGCAAGAUCUCUUGAAGAGCGAAGACAAUUCAUAAAGGACACAAAGCUGUGCUAUGGAUGUUUGAGACUUGGUCACAAUGCCAGAGACUGUCACUCCAGACAUAGCUGUAACACCUGUAAGAGAAGACAUCCAACCUGCUUACAUGAUGACGGCUUCAUUAGAAAGUUAAAGUCUUCCUCUCUUCAAGGCCCAGAGAAUGCACACGAGAAAGUCACAACGUCUUUAAGUGUAGAAUCUGGAUGCACAUCUGCUAACACCUCAAUGAUUGUGCCAGUGUGGUUGUCCUCACAAAACAACCCAGUCUCUGAGAAACUUGUCUACGCUCUGUUAGACACACAAAGUGACACUGUCUUCAUUGAAUAUGCAGUAAGUCAAAGUCUAAAGGUCGACUCAUGCCCAGUGACACUUAAGCUCACCACUAUGGUUGGGAAGGAUUCAUUGAUAUUAAGUGAAAGAGUUUCUGGUCUUAGAGUUAGAGGCUUUAAUUCACCAUUAGUACUAGACCUUCCCGCUGCAUAUACUAAAGAAUGUAUUCCUGCGGAUCGUGCCCACAUCCCUACCAGAGAGACAGCCAGGUGUUGGAAACAUCUUGCUCCUCUGAUAGACAAAAUUCCCCCACUUCAAGACUGUGAGGUUGGUCUAUUAAUAGGAUAUAAUUGUUCCAGAGCUUUGGCCCCCAGAGAAGUCAUUCUUGGAGCAGAAAAUGAGCCAUAUGCUGUUCGUACGGAUCUUGGAUGGAGCAUUGUGGGUCCUUCCUUGACACAUCAUGAGUCACAAAGCAGUCUUACUAUGUGUCACAGAGUAUCUAUCAAGGAGAUUCCUGCUGUAACGCCAACUGACGUGAUUAAAGUGUUGGAGUCAGAUUUCAAAGAUACUGAAGAAAGGACAAGAGUAGUGUCUCAAGAUGACAUUAUGUUCUUGAACAAACUUGGAGAAAGUAUCAGGAUGAACAAAGACAGCCACUUGGAAAUGCCUCUUCCAUUCAAGAGAAGACCCUGUCUUCCAAAUAAUGAGCCUCUUGCGGUCACGAGACUUCAGCAUCUAAAGCGGAGAUUAAUGAAGAACCAGGAGUACAGAGAGCAUUAUGUUAAGUUCAUGGAAGAUGUAAUAGAGAAUGGUGAUGCAGAAAGAGUCAUUGAUGAAGGGAAGGAAGGAGAAAAAUGGUACAUACCUCAUCACGGAGUGUAUCACUCGAAGAAGCCAGGGAAAUUGCGCGUGGUUUUUGACUGCUCCGCAAGAUUCAAGGGAACAUGCUUAAACGAUCAUCUUCUUGUAGGCCCUGACCUUAUGAACAGCCUGACUGGCAUUCUUUUGCGGUUCAGACAGUACCCUGUGGCCCUGAUGUGUGAUAUUGAGAGGAUGUUUCACCAGUUCCAUGUUGACAAAGCUGAUCGUGAUUACUUGCGUUUUCUAUGGUGGAGAAAUGGAGAUUUCAACUCACAGCCUCAAACGUUCCGCAUGAGAGUACAUCUGUUUGGUGCCUCAUCGUCCCCCGGAUGUGCUAACUAUGGACUAAAGCAUCUUGCAAGAGAAGGUGAACAUCUGUAUCCCCUAGGUUCACAAUUUAUUAUGCAGGAUUUCUACAUGGAUGAUGGAGUCUCCAGUGUGGAAAGUGCAGAGAAGGCCAUAAAGUUGGCUCAAGAAGCUCGCCAACUUUGUGCAUUAGGAGGCUUAAGGUUGCAUAAAUUUGCAUCCAAUGACAAGGCAGUUUUGGAGACAAUACCGCCCUCUGAGUGUGCUGUAGAUGUUACAUCUGUCAAUCUCUCCCUCACUGACCAGUCCUUGGAAAGAGCCCUGGGCAUUUACUGGGCAUCUUGA